ACCGCGUAGCAAGCGAAGAAGACGCUGGACAGAAAUGGCGGUGACGGCGAGUCCCACGGCAUGAGGUUGCUAAACGCCUUUUACAUGGAUCGGACACAUCUGACUGCUGGGGAAAUGACAUUGAUGUCGAAGUAGGAAACCCGUCGAGGCGGCCACUUCUGAGCUCCAACAUCUCCCCGGGAGAGUUGUCUUGUCCGACGAGAAGAGCAAAUCUCACCGGGAGCAUGGCUUCUUACGGCAACCAGUAUAUCUUUGGGGAAUUCAGCCCAGAUGAGAUCAAUCAGUUCUUUGUGACGCCACGAUGCUACGUCGAGCUUCCACCAUUCAACGACAAAGGGCCAUGUGUCAGUCAGUCUUCCGGAGGUUACUGCACUCCUGCUGUACCAUAUAUAAUGGAGUCAAUGGGACUGCAGGGUUGCGGAGAUGACUAUCAACGCAUUAAGUUUGGUGUUGAUGAGGUCAUAGACUCCAAGCCCGUAGGCGGCAUGAACGACUCUUUGUACAAGGUGUCGAGCACACUGAACCCACAGGCUCCCGAGUUCAUCCUGGGCUGCCAGUCGGCACAGAAGACUCAACAGACGACGACUCCGGUGGCCGAUGCCCUGGAUGGAAGCCACUUCAACUCUGAGGACGGGCCCGACUCGGAGGCGUCGGCCCUGGACAGUCAUCAGGUGUGCCAGGACAUGGACGGGCUACCUGGUGGCCUGGCACAGCGAGAGAGAAAGAAAAAGAAAAAGCGGCCCCCGGGGUACUACAACUACCUAGACCCAUCAGCUAGCGGCAACAACAGCGGCGCUCCUGCCGACGGGGGGACGCCUGUGACGCCACUCGUGAAUGGACACGCACUUGGCGCCUCGCAACACAGUGCCGAGGAUGGGGACUGUAAGACUUCUGCGGGGACCGGCCUUUCCUCUCCGAGCGUCGUCUCCACGGCGACGGAUGCUUCGACGGCCACAUCAGCCGCUUCCAAUCAGAGGACUUGUGAUAGCCCCGAUUACUCGUCAUCGGACUUAAAAAGCGGGGCCGCCUGCACCAAUGUAACUUUGCCCUUUUCGUCCUCAUGUCAAACUAGAAGCAUGACUGAGGGACCAAGGACUGCAGAUGAGCAGCCAGAACAGUUGGCUCCACAGAGCCCCCAACUUUCAGAUAGUCCGCACAGCCUCCGCUCCAAGUCACCUCUUCCUGCUUCUGCUACUACGACUACUGAAACCGAGGGCGGCGAGGUGGCAGAGAGUAAUGGCUUGGCAGAGGCCGCCACUCCCAUUAGUGCACAUGGACACAAGGAAGACUGUGAGAGUGACGAUUUGACCCCGCAGGUCUCUCCGCACUGUGCUGCCCAAACGGCGGCAGCGGAGGUGUCGCAGUCGCCCGCAGGUCCGGCCGCGCAAACUGCCAACCCCCCUAAAUCGUGGGCUAGCCUCUUCCACAACUCUAAGCCACUUCCUGGCAGCCCUCCGGCCUUUGUGGAGAUUAAGAAUGCCGUGGAAGUUGUCGCCCCUCCGCCCUUGACACCAGAGACGCCAGAGGAGAAACCUGUUGAGGUCAAGCAGGGCCCUGUUCAUGUAUCAGAGGACCCUAUGGCUCCAAAGCUUGCAGAACUUAUUGAGAAUGUGAAGUUGAUACAUAAACCAGUGUCUUUGCAGCCGAGAGGACUCGUCAACAAAGGAAACUGGUGCUACAUCAACGCUACUCUUCAAGCCCUGAUCGCAUGUCCUCCCAUGUAUCACCUGAUGAAGUCCAUUCCUCUGCACAGUGAAACACAGAGACCGUGCACUUCCACGCCCAUGAUAGACAACUUUGUGAGGCUGGUGAAUGAGUUCACAAACAUGCCGGUGCCUGCUAAGCCAAAACCAGGUGUCGGUGAAAAGCUGGUGAAAGACAUUCGGCCGGGCAUCCCCUUUGAGCCAACGUACAUCUACAGACUCCUCAGGCUCAUCAAGUCCAGUCUUUCGGAAAAGGGUCGACAGGAAGACGCAGAGGAGUAUCUUGGCUUCAUUCUUAACGGACUGCACGAGGAGAUGCUGGCUUUGAAAAAACUAAUCUCGCCUCAGGAAGAGAAAGCCCCCACCCCCAAUGGCCCAGAAUCCCCGCCAGGUGUGGAGGAAGACAACGCCGGCAAGGACGAAGAUGGGAGCGAGGAUGAGUGGGAGCAAGUUGGCCCUCGCAACAAGACUUCCAUCACUCGCCAGGCUGACUUUGUCCGCACGCCCAUUACUGACAUAUUUGGAGGACACAUUAGGUCGGUGGUGUAUCAGCAAAACUCCAAGGAAUCGGCCACACUGCAGCCCUUCUUUACGCUGCAGCUCGAUAUUCAGUCAGAGAAGGUCCGCACGGUCCAGGAGGCCCUGGAAACGCUGGUCGCCCGAGAGUCAGUGCAGGGCUACACUUCCAAGAGCAAGCAGGAGAUUGAGGUCAGCCGGAGGGUCACUCUGGAGGAGCUGCCCCCUGUCCUCGUGCUCCAUCUCAAGAGAUUUGUCUUUGAGAAGACCGGAGGCUGUCAAAAACUCAACAAAGUCAUUGAGUACCCCGUAGAUCUGGAAAUAAGCAAAGACUUGCUGUCUUCUGGAGUGAGGAGCAAAGUUGUGAAAGGCCAAAGAACGUACAGACUCUUUGCAGUGGUCUAUCACCACGGGAACAGUGCGACAGGCGGUCACUAUACCACGGAUGUCUUCCACAUCGGUCUUAACGGCUGGCUGCGCAUCGACGACCAGGCGGUGAAGGUGAUCAACCAAUAUCUGGUGGUCAAGCAGAUUGCUGAGCGCACCGCUUACCUGCUGUACUACCGCCGCGUUGACCUCUUGUAGGCACGCACACACACACACACACACACACACACACACGCGCGCAUGCACAUCAGCAAUGGAGCAAGCGACAUGCAUACACUCACAAAUACAUAACCAACACAGAUCCCCCUCAUUUUACUCGUGACACACGCAAACACAUGUGGAACAUAUGAUGAACAGGAACACUGCCCGACUUUGUUCUCUUGCAAGAUUUUCCUCCUCUUCCCUCGUGUCCUUGCUUCCUUGAGAGCCAGCUUUUCCAGCACCUCUUCCCAAGUGGAGACACAAGUUGCAUUCACCAAGAAUUCCUUGCAACGGCUCGCUUUUCUCUGUGCACAACUGCUGUCGGUUUAUGUUCUUCUCGAAAAAAAAAAAAAAAAAAGGUGAAAGAUGAGGCAGUUCAGAUGAAGAACUGCAAAAUGCACCGCUGGGGUGUCUUCUCUCCCGAAAAUAUCAGUGUUGGCCUUUUUCAUGAGGAGAACCACAGCGAAAAGGCCCGUUUUUGAAUGAGCCCAUUGACCAGGCCUAGCACCAGCAUCAACAUCCUCUUCAUCACCACCACCAUCGUCAUCAUCCCCCCCUCCCCUCCAAGACUCCUCGUCUCCUUUCCUCAUCCAGGUUGAGCCCUCACACAGUGAGGACUGGGCUACACGGAAUCUGAAGUGAACACUCUUUGGCUCUUAACGUCUACACCGUAUCUAAGCAGUCUUUAUUGCGCUUUAGAAUCUAAGAUAACAAGCUUUCUGUGCACAAAGUUUAAAUUGAUGAUGAUUACGUGACAGGCAUAUUUGCAAUUAUUUAGACUUAAAUUGUCAACAACAAAGAAGAAACAUGCAGUCCUGAAGGACUUGGCCUGUUUUUAGAUUGUUUUCACUGGAGAUGGCAACUAAUCAAAAGAUAGAUUCCGCUGCAAGCUCCCCUUGUUUACUUUGUGCGUUUCUUGUUCAAACCAUUUACCGUCUCUUUUGUCACCCCUGGGUUCAGGUGGCUCCUUAGUAUGUCUGAGCCACACAGCACCCAUCCAACUCCCCUCAAAAACUCAGCUGUGGGGGCCAGGGGAGGGCAGCCUUAGGUUCAAUCUGUGAUCUUUCCCCACCCAAAUGUGGCGAGCACAUUUGAAGUGACAGGUCCCCUUUGUGUCUGCGGUGCGUUGAAGGGUACAAAAGAAAGUAGGUGACACCAGCGCUUGGACGUGUGCACGCACAUACACAAAUAGAGAUAGUGUUCGCUUUUGUUUAAUUUUUUUCGUUUUCUUUUCAUAAUUAAUUGAUUGUGAUGAUUCUUGUUUGUUCACGCUACUAAAAUGUUAAUUUUUGUUUCGGUCACUCAUUGGAUGUUCCCACCUUCAUGCUCCCCCUCUGACUUGGGUUUCUUUAAAUUGGAUGUUUUCAAAAGAAAAGACAGGUCACAGCAUAACUUUGAAUAAAGAUGAAGUAGUUCCUUUGCUCCAUA
Syngnathus typhle (broad-nosed pipefish) is the source of this 4235-nucleotide messenger RNA. It is a transcript of the gene usp10, whose product is annotated as ubiquitin specific peptidase 10. Gene Ontology annotation, biological process: regulation of autophagy; DNA damage response, signal transduction by p53 class mediator; protein deubiquitination. Bases 225 to 2804 code for a protein of 859 amino acids. The transcript is spliced from 15 exons. Gene Ontology annotation, molecular function: cysteine-type endopeptidase activity; cysteine-type deubiquitinase activity. Gene Ontology annotation, cellular component: nucleus; cytosol. The record is from RefSeq and is a predicted model, not a curated record. Lineage: Eukaryota; Metazoa; Chordata; Actinopteri; Syngnathiformes; Syngnathidae.